AUGACCGCACUGUGGUCGCUCGGACUCUCACUCGCCGUCCCGCUGCUGUCGCUCACCCUCCUUCUCGCCUCACUCCGCCGCUACCUCAUCCCGCGACGCUCACUCGCCCAGCGUCUGCGAGUGCUCGCAAAGUUAGGCUACACCUCGCCUCACAUCCGCAUCGUCGGCUUCUUCCAUCCCUACUGCAAUGCCGGCGGAGGAGGAGAACGCGUGCUGUGGACUGCGCUCGCGUGCAUGCAGAGGGCGAUGAAGGGCGAGGCGGUUGUCUUCGUCGUCUAUACGGGCGACGUCGGACACGGUAAGGCGUCCAAGGAGCAGAUCCUGGCGAAAGUCAAGUCCCGCUUCGACAUCACCCUCUCCCCCUCGACCCUCCACUUCAUCCCGCUCGAGAACCGCUGGCUCGUCGAAGACUCGACUUACCCGCGCCUCACACUGCUCGGCCAGAGCUUCGGGAGCGUUCUGCUUGCGCUGGAGGGACUGAUCGGGCCGGAGGGAUGCGUGCCGGAUGUCUGGAUUGACACGAUGGGUUACGCUUUCGCCUAUCCGCUCGUCAAAUACCUCUGCCGCAUUCCCGUCGCAAGCUACACCCACUACCCAACAAUCAGCACCGACAUGCUCCACCGUGUCUCAUCCCGCCUCUCAACCCACACCAACUCGACCCUAAUCGCCUCCUCCCGCGCACUCUCGGCUCUCAAGCUCGCUUACUACGUCGUCUUUGCGAGGGUGUACAGCUGGAGUUUGAGAAAGGCGGGAGUUGUGUGGGUUAAUUCGAGCUGGACGAGGGGGCAUGUGGAGGGGUUGAUUGGAGCGAAAAGGGAGGAGGAGGAGGAGGAUAAGGAGGGCGAGGUGCUCCUCGACAAUGGGGAGGAGUCAAGCACGACGAAGCUGCGUCAACGGCGGACGUUGACAAAGGCCGAGCCAGCGAUCGCCGCCGCCGCCCCUCCUCGCACGCCGAAGAUACCCAGCACCUCACCUCGCAUCCGCCUCCUCUACCCGCCCUGCGACACCGUCCACCUCUCCUCCCUCCCGCUCUCGACCUCCUCACGCAUCGGCCUCUCCGAACCCAUCAUCAUCAUCUCCCUCGCCCAGUUCCGACCCGAGAAGGAGCAUUCAACCCAGCUGCACGCUCUCGCAUUCCUCCUCUCCUCGCCUACCCUCUCUCCAACCCUCAAGGCGCGAGUCAAACUUGUCUGCGCCGGUUCAGUGCGGAACGAAGCGGAUGCGCAGAGAGUCGAGGCGCUUCGAGCACUUGCGCGGGAGUUGGGUGUCGAGGACAAGGUCGAGUUUGUGGUGAAUGCCGGAUAUGCGGAGAUCUGCGAGUGGAUGGGAAAGGCGAGCGUCGGGCUGCAUACGAUGGUGGAUGAGCACUUUGGGAUCACGGUCGUCGAAUUCCAGGCUGCUGGCCUAAUCCCUCUGGCGCACGCCUCAGCCGGUCCCUUGCUCGACAUCCUCCUCCCCUCCCCUUCCGGCACCCCAACAGGCUUCCUCGCAGCCUCCGCCUCCUCGCCCACCUCUUCUCUCCCCGGAUCUUUCGCCGCCCAACUCGAAUACAUCGUCUCACUCCCCGAGGACGAGCAAGACCAGAUCCGUGAGGCGGCGAGACGGAAUGCGCAGGAACGGUUUUCGGUGCGGAGGUUUGAGGAGGGGUGGAUGAGUGGGUGGAGGGAGGUCUUGGGCGAAAAGGAGGGGUGGUAG
This is a messenger RNA of Rhodotorula toruloides NP11, 1695 nucleotides long. RefSeq names its product alpha-1,2-mannosyltransferase, glycosyltransferase family 4 protein. The record is from RefSeq and is a predicted model, not a curated record. Bases 1 to 1695 code for a protein of 564 amino acids. Gene Ontology annotation, cellular component: endoplasmic reticulum membrane. NCBI's taxonomy places the organism in Eukaryota, Fungi, Basidiomycota, Microbotryomycetes, Sporidiobolales, Sporidiobolaceae. Gene Ontology annotation, biological process: protein N-linked glycosylation. Gene Ontology annotation, molecular function: GDP-Man:Man(3)GlcNAc(2)-PP-Dol alpha-1,2-mannosyltransferase activity. The transcript has 6 exons.